CUAAAUUAUUUCAGAAAGAAGGCGGCAUUACAGCGCUCGAUACAUGUUCGAUAGGCUUAAUUUGCCUUAGUUGUAGGGAAAGUGUGCUAUCGACUAUUUCAUCUUAUCGAACCGGUAGCGAUAAUAUAGCUAUAUUUAUCGUGAAAAUAGCUAAAUUGGCAACUCUGUACCUGUUUGUGUUUGGCAGCUGUAAAUCUUCUUAAAAUUAAAAAAAAAAAUAAACAACAAAGAGAUUCGGGUUUGAAAAGUGCAUUGUAUGGAUUUCGUUUAUUGUGGCAGCGCCGAUCAAAUCGGCGAUGCUGAGGAUAUUCUAAGUGUCUACGAGACAGAUCCUGCGCGCUCUGAACACUAUUCGCCUAGCUAUAAUGGCUUUAAUAUAGGCUCCGCCGAUGCCGACUAUGUUGCAAGCCCACUUCCAAUUCUUGCUGACGGUGGUGAAAAUUUUGGGGUUUCAACCGUGGCAUUUGAUGACUACGAAGAGCUGCUAUGGAUGGGAAACCAAGGCGGUCAUGUUACUUCAUACUACACCAGUUCGCUGCAGAAGUACACAUCGUUUCAAGUGCACGCCAGCGAUAUAGUGCGCCAAAUUAUCACAAUAGAUGCGGGCGUGCUAGUGCUAACGCAAACUUCUCUACGUCACCAAAUACGGCGUGGCUUGCCAAAGUUUACGCACAAAUCACCCAACAUGUUGGAAAUGGUGUGCAUGCUGCAGUUGGCACCACAUCGCUUGGUCAUGGCUGGCUUGCAGGAGGAAUUGGUUGAGCUGGACAUGAGCACGCUGAAGGAAACUACUCUGGAGCAUGUUGGCCCAGCCGGCAUAACAGUGCUGCGCAAAAACUCUCGUUUUCUCUUUGCAGGUGAUCAGUUUGGUACGGUGACAUUGCGCGAUGUCAACAACUUAAGUGUGGAGCAUACAAUUAAGACACAUACACAUAGUCUAUCGGACUUUGAUGUGCAAGGAAAUUAUCUAAUAUCAUGCGGCUAUAGCGGACGUCAAAAUAAUCUGGCCAUAGAUCGGUUUCUCAUGGUUUAUGAUCUGCGUAUGUUGCGUCCAAUAUCGCCCAUACAAGUACUUAUUGAUCCACAGAUGUUAAAGUUCUUGCCAUCGCUCACAUCACGCUUGGCGGUUGUAUCGAGCUAUGGCCAGUUUCAGCUGGUUGAUACGGUUGAGCUUAGUGAACCGCGCGUCUCCAUGUAUCAGAUCAACACAAAUGGCAGUCAGUGUCUAAGUUUCGACAUUAGCUCUUCUUCACAGGCAAUGGCGUUUGGUGACCAAUCUGGGCAUAUAAAUACCAUCACCUCCAUACAAACGCCGCAGCCACAAUUCAAUGCAUUCUCGCGUAAUACUGAAUUUGCUGUGGUGCCCCCAUUGCCUAUGGUGUCACUAACGGACACAAAUUUUCCAUUGUCAUCGGUUAUGCUGCCACAUCUGACAACAGGCACGCGCUGGUUUUCCGACUGGCCCGAGGAACUGCUACAUUACAGCUAUCAUCGCCCAAAGACAAUUGAUGUCGAUGUGCUUAGCAGUAUGAAAAUGCAAGGACCCAUUGGCUACUCGCCCAAUCCGCGAACAGCGCGUCGCAAUCAAAUUCCCUAUUGUCUAGUAGAGCAAGGACAAGGCGGCGUCUGCAAUGCAAAUGCAAAUGGCAGUGCGGCAACAGCCAAGGCAGAAAAUGGUGUCAAGAUUAUACCCAGGCGUUAUCGCAAAGUGGAGCUAAAAUAUACCAAUCGUGGCACACAAGAUUUUGACUUUGAGCAGCAUAAUCAAACUUGCUUUGCAGGUCUUGAAGCCACCUUGCCAAAUUCAUACUGCAAUGCCAUGCUACAGAUAUUGUACUUUACGGAGCCUUUGCGUGUUAAGCUUAUUGGUCACAGCUGCUCCAAGGAGUUUUGUUUGUCCUGCGAAUUGGGAUAUCUGUUUCAUAUGCUGGAUAAAUGCACUGCUUCUACGCCUUGUCAAGCGAGCAACUUUUUGCGCUCAUUUCGCACAGUGCCCGAGGCUUCAGCAUUGGGUCUAAUACUUUCGGAUCGUUCAUCUAAUGUUAAUUUGAUAACUCUAAUUCAGAACUGGAAUCGUUUUAUACUGCAUCAAAUGCAUUAUGAAAUACUGGAUUCGGGCAAGAACUCUCUAUUAAAUGCUGAAAGUAUGAACACUACAGAGAAUUCCACACACUCGUCCUUUUAUGAAUCCAUGGCUGAUGACAGCGCCAAAGAAGAAGAAAGAGAACGCUGCAAAAUCAAUGCGGAAACGGAAAUAAGUAAAAUCUUUGGCACCAAACAAAUCUGCAUAAAUCGUUGCAUUAAAUGCCAAGCAGAGAAAUCGAAGGAAAAUAUUUUGCUGGCAUGCAAUUUGACUUACCCCACGCAUAUCAAAGAUAGUGAGCAGUAUUUUGAUUUUGGCAGUAUAUUAAAGCGUUCGCUGAGCUCAGAAAAAAAUAUACAAGCAUUUUGCGAGAGCUGUAAGAAAUUCUCACCAACCAAUCAAAGCGUUAAGGUCACACAACUACCGCAAAUGUUGGCAAUUAAUUGCGGCCUAAAUAAUGAUAAAGACAUAAACUUCUUGAAGCAUCAACUGAAUCGUAGCACGGAUAGACCAACUGUGGAGACAGCAGCUUUAAGCACCAGCAAACCAUGUCGCUAUGGUAUGAACUGCUCACGCAGCGAUUGCCAUUUCAUGCAUCCCGAUCGUAAGUCUCCAUUGCAUACCACACAAGCGCCUGCUACUGCAAAUGCCACUAAUGUAAACAGUUCGCCAAGCGCGCGUCAGAAAUCCUGGUUCCCAUUGACCUUUGGCAUGGGCAUAAGCGAGCAGGGCGAGUUGCUUGUGCAAUCGCAUAUGGAAUGUGGCAAAGCCGAGCAGGAAGACGAUGACAAAUCGGAGGAGCAAGAAUCAAUGUCCGCAAGCCAAGAGAAACGCAUGUAUGCCUUGCAUGCCGUUGUUUGUCAAAUUGAUGAUGGCACACAAAAGAAUUUGGUCUCUUUGGUAAAUGUGCAGUCGAAAUAUCAUCUGAUGAAGACUGCGGAAACCCCUGACGAUGCACAACAUCAAUGGUAUAUUUUUAAUGACUUUAGCAUAUCACCUGUUGCGCCGCAAGAAUCAGUUUGGUUCACGCUGGACUGGAAGGUGCCGUGUGUGCUUUUCUAUCGCAGCCUCGAAGAUGACGCCGAUGCAAGUAUGUCAUCUGCCAAUGCCGAUGAAACUGAGACCACAAUAUCAAGCAUGGCAAGCGAGCCUGCCAAUACACCCAUUACUAAUCCAUUUAUGCAAGACAUACUGAAGCCGGCGACAAGCAACUUGGGCACUGAUGCCACAUUGAAAGCGCUGCAAGCGGAUGAGAUGCCACAAGCUGGUGAUUUAAUUGCCAUGGAUGCCGAAUUUGUUACUCUGAAUCCGGAAGAGAACGAAAUACGGCCGGAUGGCAAGACAGCAACUAUAAAACCCUGUCAUAUGAGUGUGGCACGCAUCUCCUGCAUUCGUGGCCAAGGACCUGACGAGGGCGUACCGUUUAUUGAUGACUAUAUAUCCACACAGGAGAAGGUUGUCGAUUAUCUAACACAAUUUUCCGGCAUUAAGCCUGGCGAUUUGGAUGCCAAUUUUAGCAAUAAGCGCUUAACAGCCCUGAAAUAUUCGUAUCAGAAACUGAAAUUUCUUGUUGAUAUUGGCGUCAUAUUUGUAGGACAUGGUUUAAAAAAUGAUUUCAGAGUUAUUAACAUACACGUACCGUCGGAGCAGAUAAUUGAUACAGUGCAUCUGUUUCAUAUGCCCCACCAUCGCAUGGUCUCACUUCGCUUUUUAGCUUGGCAUUUCUUGGGCACCAAAAUUCAAUCCGAAACACACGAUUCUAUAGAAGAUGCACGCACAACGCUGCAGUUAUACAAACAUUAUCUAAAGCUGCAAACUGAGAAUAAAUUUACAACGGCAUUGAAAAAUCUUUACGAACGCGGCAAGCAGCUGCAAUGGAAGGUCCCGGAAGAGUAAUCAAUCAACAAGUUAGAACACCGGAAGAAAGGAACGCAGUUUGUCAAAUUAUUGUGUGUAUUUUGAAAUUUAAUUCCAUUUACCUUGUAAGCUCUUUUAUUCGGGCUUGCAAUAUAUGUAU
Molecule: messenger RNA, 4100 nt
Organism: Drosophila busckii
Lineage: Eukaryota; Metazoa; Arthropoda; Insecta; Diptera; Drosophilidae
Gene: PAN2
Product: PAN2-PAN3 deadenylation complex catalytic subunit PAN2
Exons: 16
Coding region: 257-3979 (1240 amino acids)
Biological process (GO): nuclear-transcribed mRNA poly(A) tail shortening; mRNA processing
Cellular component (GO): PAN complex; P-body
Molecular function (GO): protein binding; nucleic acid binding; poly(A)-specific ribonuclease activity
Source: RefSeq, a predicted model, not a curated record